Lycium ferocissimum is the source of this 2412-nucleotide messenger RNA. Its product is annotated as cytosolic endo-beta-N-acetylglucosaminidase 1-like. The record is from RefSeq and is a predicted model, not a curated record. Bases 69 to 2216 code for a protein of 715 amino acids. Gene Ontology annotation, cellular component: cytoplasm. Gene Ontology annotation, molecular function: mannosyl-glycoprotein endo-beta-N-acetylglucosaminidase activity. The transcript has 12 exons. Gene Ontology annotation, biological process: protein deglycosylation. Lineage: Eukaryota; Viridiplantae; Streptophyta; Magnoliopsida; Solanales; Solanaceae.
CAUAAAUUCAAAUAUUCAAACGUCCACUCCAAAGUCAAGAGUCCACUCCAUUCCGUGGAUUCUCAACAAUGAGAUUCAGCUUUCAUUCCUACUUCAAUAGCCAAACCCUAGCUUCACUCAAAUCCAUUCUCAAUAUCUUCUUCUCUUUCCUCUCUAAAAUCAAUCCAAUGGCAAGAAAUCCUCCCUCCAACAAUCCUCCACCAUUCGAUCCCUCAGAACCUUCAAACCCAAUAUCUUACCCAUUAAAAACACUUGAAGAACUCGAAUCAAGAGCCUAUUUCAAUUCAUUUCAUUUGCCAUUCAAUAAAGCUUCAGUGAAGUUGCCUUCUAAUGAGUUACCGAAAAGGCCUAGACUGCUUGUGUGUCAUGAUAUGGCUGGUGGAUACCUUGAUGAUAAGUGGAUACAAGGAGGGAAUAAUCCUGAUGCUUAUGCUAUAUGGCAUUGGUAUUUAAUUGAUGUUUUUGUCUAUUUUUCCCAUUCUUUGGUUACUUUGCCGCCUCCUUGUUGGACUAAUACUGCUCAUAAGCAUGGAGUUAAGGUAUUGGGAACUUUUAUCAUGGAGUGGGAUGAAGGGAAACUUCUUGCCAACAAAUUAUUGUCAUCAACGAACUCGGCUCAGAUGUAUGCAGAGCGGUUAAGUGAGCUUGCUGCUGCUUUAGGCUUUGAUGGAUGGCUGGUCAAUAUGGAAGUUUCCGUGGAUGUUCGACAAAUUCCUAACCUGAAAGAAUUCGUCAGCCACUUAACUGAGUCCAUGCAUUCCCUUGUCCCUGGAUCUUUGGUCAUAUGGUAUGAUAGUGUCACAAUUGAUGGGGAUCUUAGCUGGCAAGAUCAACUAAAUGAAAAAAACAAGCCUUUUUUUGACAUAUCCGAUGGUAUAUUUGUGAACUACACUUGGCGGGAGAACUAUCCUAAGCAGUCAGCUGAGGUUGCCGGUGACAGGAAGUUCGAUGUCUACAUGGGAAUUGAUGUCUUUGGAAGAAACACUUAUGGUGGUGGACAAUGGACGACAAAUUUGGCACUUGAUGUGAUUAAGAAGGAUAAUGUGUCAGCUGCCAUAUUUGCUCCUGGAUGGGUGUAUGAGACAAAACAGCUACCUGACUUUCAGACUGCACAAAAUCGUUGGUGGGCACUUGUAGAAAGAUCAUGGCAUGUUUCACAAAAUUACCCCUUAACUCUUCCAUUCUACUCAAAUUUUGAUCAGGGUCAUGGUUACCAUCUUGCCGUUGAGGGAAAGAAAAUAUCCGAGACUCCUUGGAACAACAUUUCUUCCCAAAGCUUUCAGCCUUUCCUGGAGUUUUCUGGAGAAUCUACUGGAGGGCAUCUAAAAGUAGUUGUUGAUAUUAAGGAACCAUCUUAUAAUGGAGGAGGGAACCUAGCAUUCAAUGGAACACUUUAUGAUGAUUUUCAGUUCUCGGCAAGGUUGUUUGAAGGGAAGCUUCAGUUGGCAGAUUCACCUGUUCACUUUACGUAUUCUGUAAAAUCAAAUGGAAGCUCUUUGUUGGGCUUGUCUCUUGAGUUCACUUCUGCUAUCGGGGAGCAAAAAUCAGUAUUAGUUGCUUCUUCAGGAGAUUCAUUGCUGACUAUGACUCGUUUUGUUAGACAUUUUGACAACGUUAUAAUGCCUCAUCGUGUUACUAAACUAGAGACGGAACCAUCAUGGGUCAUACAAGAAAGUAGUAUAGCAAUGGAAGGAUACAUGUUAACAAAAAUCCAUGCUGUAUGCUAUAUGUUAAGACCUGAAGUUCACAAAUCAGAAAGUCAAGGUAAAACCAUGGUAUUUUCUCCAGAAAAGUAUCAUGCAGUGCUCGGUCAUCUUGCAAUAGAUAGUCGUACGCUGAACUCCGACUUCCCACCAUCAACUUCAUGGCUUGUUGAUAGUAACUUUAUUAAAUGGUCUUCCGGUGCUCAUGGCUCCAGGAAACUUAAUAUCAAGCUUGUUUGGAAAUCGAAAGACGGAAAAACUCACCUAUUCCCCAAGUAUUAUAUCUAUGUCAAGAAACAACCCAGUAUCUCAAUUGCAGAGCCAAAUGGAUCACUUCAACUUGUCCAGGAGUACCUGGGAGUUGCGGAAGUUGAAGCAUUUUAUGUGUCUGAUCUUGUAGUUCCCUCUGGCACUUCAAGCGUUAAAUUCAUUAUUCAAGUUUGCAGCCUGGAUGGAGCUUUCCAAAAGCUAGAAGAGUCUCCAUCUCUGGAUUUAGAUGUUCAAGGGUUGUAAUUAUUAGUAUUACUUUAUGUUCUAUAAGUUAAAUUGUCAUUUGUUCCGCGGUUCUAUGGGGGAGGACCAAAAUAAUUUUAAUGCAAGUGUUACACAUUUACACAUGCCACAGAAUAAUGUGGAUUAUGUAUACAGAUUGUUGUAGCAUUACAAUAUAGUAUUAAGUAUUUAACGAGUAAAGGCGGUAAUGGGGAAA